Messenger RNA from Hydatigera taeniaeformis, 537 nucleotides. The record is from the annotation of a GenBank genome assembly. Lineage: Eukaryota; Metazoa; Platyhelminthes; Cestoda; Cyclophyllidea; Taeniidae.
AUGUCAGAAAAUGCAGCCUGGGCCUUCGCUCUCUAUGACUACGAUGCUGUUGAAGCCGGUGAUUUAAAAUUCAGGGCCGGUGACCUUCUGCAUAUAGUAUCCUUACCUUCGAUGAAUGUUGAUUUUAAUUGGAUUGUUGCCGAAAAUCCACGAACCGGUGACCAGGGUGAAGUGCCCUCCAACUACAUCACUCGCGAGUGUGGUUAUUCAGCCACUCUGGACGCCUUCAGGGAUACAGAUCGUUCGGGUGCAAAUUCAUUGCUUCAGUCUCCAAGUUACCUUAGCAAUUUCAACUACAUUGUUCGACCCAGUCGUGACAACGAUGGAAUGGCUUUAUCAGUUAGAACGGCAAAGGGAUGUGUGACACACUAUAAAAUCUACUUCAAUCCACAAGACAAAAGCUGCCGCCUGUUCCCCAGCGAAUCCUUCGACACAAUCGAGGAUUUGGUGAUCCACUACAUGGAAAAUGAAAUUCAACAGGGAGUCAAACUUCAGGCUUAUAAACCCUUUAAAGAUUCAAUGCCACCAAUAUCAUAA